AUGAUUACCUUGAGGCUAAAAAUUUGGAACAGAGCUUGCUAACAUCAGCCGAAUUACCAUCUAGCGACGCAACGAUUCCAAUGCUACGAUGGGGGAAGCGAAAAAUCACUGUAAAAACCUUUCCCGACUGUGAGUCCCCGCCAACCGCAACGCGGGGUACUGUUGAAGUCGUGAACUUGGAUUUAUCACCUCCACCACCGAAGCUGUAUUUGGAGGAGGAAUUAAACGACGGUUCUGAUAAAGAAAAUGGAUACCUAUCAGCCUAUCCCCAUACAUCCAGUCCGAUUCACCAAGACGUUGCUCAGCCUUUACCUGUUUGCGGAACAUCCUGUGACAGCGCACUGCUGUUGGAAAUGAAUGCCACAUUGCGGAACGUAAAUCGCGAAGUGAUGAAACUGCGCGAACGAAUGACUGCUGUUGAGUUGUCCUUGAACGCGCUGCAUGCACUUCAGGCGCCAAGUUCCAGCAACGCGUGUCCAUUUCCAUUACCAAUGGACACAAUAGCGCAACUGUCAUUUUUAAAUAAUGCACUGGAGAACGCUGAGUUCAUGAACAGCAUGGUGCACUAUUUAUCCAACGUAAGCGGCCGGACAACCUCAGAAAGUGUGCGGAACGUCAUGCUUACUUGCAUGACUAACAACUUGGUCAGACAUGUGAACUGGCGUGGUGUGCAUGAGAAGUAUAAAAUAGCGAACACACCAUUCGCGCGAGCGGUCCUUG
Molecule: messenger RNA, 720 nt
Organism: Dicrocoelium dendriticum
Lineage: Eukaryota; Metazoa; Platyhelminthes; Trematoda; Plagiorchiida; Dicrocoeliidae
Source: the annotation of a GenBank genome assembly